This is a messenger RNA of Colias croceus (clouded yellow), 2369 nucleotides long. RefSeq names its product protein GPR107. Gene Ontology annotation, cellular component: Golgi apparatus; membrane. The transcript is spliced from 12 exons. Gene Ontology annotation, biological process: transport. NCBI's taxonomy places the organism in Eukaryota, Metazoa, Arthropoda, Insecta, Lepidoptera, Pieridae. The record is from RefSeq and is a predicted model, not a curated record. Bases 228 to 1838 code for a protein of 536 amino acids.
AUUGCAAACUCGAACUCGAGUCUCGAGCAUUGGUGGCGAAUGAUGAACGGCUGGAUUACAAAACAUUGAAAUUUUAAUUAUCAUUAGGAUGUGUAUAUAGUUUUCCAUAAAAGUAAUAAUUAAAACGUUGUGCCAAGUUUUAUUUGUCGUGAUUUUAUCAAAUUUGAAGUAUUUAUAGGGGAAGAAUUUGUGUUUAUAAUAUUUAAGGCGCAAGCUAGACAUGAAACAUGAUUUCUGUUCUAGAGAAGGCUUUUAUUCUGAUAGCUAUUUUUGCAGCUUCAGUAACAUCCAGAAUUCAUAAACUUCCCCUAGUGGAUGAUGAGCGGCACUAUGUGGAUCUCACUACAUUUGGAUUUUUCCAAGGAGGCAUACUGGAUGUGCAUGUCAUCAACUUCAAAUUGCCAUCAGGGCCUGUUUUAGGAGAGUAUGGAUUUACACUGGACAGAACUGUGAAUGAUGCAAUCAAUCCAUACUUGGAGGUGCAUUCAGAUACCUGCAUUCUUAAAGGCGUUGAAAAGAGCAGUACGUUAUUAUCUCCCCAUCACCCAGCUAUUGUUUUUUUGAAGAUGGAUUUCCAGAAUCUCAGGUUAAACAUUACAUGUGAAGGAGAGGUGACAGCUCUACACCUUUACCAAAACAAAUCAAUGAUUCCAAUAGAUAGGAUAAAAAGACAAUCGCAGUACAUAUUUUUGAAUCGACGCAGGCGAUCUGUCUCUGAGAAUGAUAAUACUGUGGACAACUUAGGACCACAAUGUUCAUAUGCUGUUCUUCCAAUUACAAAAGAAACGCGGGAUGGAUUUGAUUAUUAUAAUACCAGCUUUGCGAUGUAUGUGGCGUCUGAUAAAGAAGAGGGCUUGUACAAUCUGUAUUUCCAUAAUUGUCCCCAUGAGAGUACAGACCCAGCUCCUACUAUUAAUGCUUUGAUAGAAAUAUAUGAAAGUAACGAUGGCAAUUUCUUGUCAGCGGGUGAAAUGCCACUGCCAGCUCUAUACAGCAUGAUGUCUCUUAUAUUCUUCCUCAGUGCUGGUUUCUGGACGUUUAUUCUCAAAACCAGUCGACAUAAAGUGUUUCGAAUUCACAUUAUAAUGUGCGUUCUGGUGUACUUGAAGGCCAUGUCGCUCGCUUUCCAUGGAAUUAAUUAUCAUUUCAUACAAACACGAGGCGAACACGUCACAGCUUGGGCGAUAUUGUACUAUAUAACCCAUUUGUUAAAAGGAGCAGUAUUAUUCGUAACCAUCGUACUCGUUGGCACCGGGUGGAACUUCAUAAAGCAUAUACUGGCUGAUCGGGAUAAGAAAAUAUUCAUGAUUGUCAUUCCAUUGCAGGUUGUAGCAAACGUCGCGGAAAUUAUAAUAGCCGAGAGUGAAGAGGGCGCGGUUGAGCACAACGCUUGGAGGAUUUUGUUAAUGUUCGUGGAUGUGCUUUGCUGCGGUGCCAUUAUGUUUCCUGUUGUGUGGUCAAUACACCACUUGGAGGAUUCGUCGACGACGGACGGCAAGGCUGCGGUUAGUUUACGAAAGUUGAAGUUGUUCAGACAUUUCUAUGUGAUGAUACUGUGCUAUAUAUACUUCACUAGAAUCAUCGUUACUAUACUUGAGAACACAGUCCCGUUCCAAUACUCGUGGAUCGACGAGAUGUUCCGUGAAAUGGCGACGUUCGUGUUCUUCGUGAUGACGGGAUACAAGUUCCGCCCCGCGGCCGCCAACCCGUACUUUACACCCACAUAUGAUGACGUCGAACCUAAAGUUUUAUCGGAAAUUGGCGUCCUCGACGGUAUAACAAAUAGAGAGAAAAGGCGCGAAGAUAUGCAACCUCUUAUGCAAGAAAAUUCUGAAUAAAAAAAUAAAUAAAUCAAAAGUAGAUAGACUAAAUUAUUAUACUUACAAAUAUGGGACCGGUUAAUUCAGUCAUAUUACAUUGCUUGUCUGGAGAAAUCUUUUUAAAUGAUUAUUUUUUUCUUUAUAAUCUAUUUCUUGUUCUCUAUUUUAAUGUAUUUUCAAAUUUCUUCAAGUAAUUUUUAACCCUUUCUAACUACUGACUGUAUUAUAAUUGUUGACAAGCAUGUAAUGUGAAUUUAUUAUUUUAUUAUGUGUGUAGUUAGGAGUAGAUUAAAUUGUAAGAGAAUUGUGAAGAUGUAUAAAGUAGACUGAAACAAUUAUCACCCUUAGAGUUGUGGUUUUAUCGUAAAUAUUGAUAGAUAAGCAAUAAAAUUAUGUUUUUAUGAAUUAAUAUUUUGUUCAGGGAAUAAAGUGGUAACACUACUUUUGAAUUUACCUUAUUGUUAUUAAUAUCUUAAUGACGGUUUACUGCUUAAUUUUAUUAUUUUAUUAAGUAUCGAAUGUUAUCAUAAUAAAGUUAUUAUUGAUGUA